Messenger RNA from Megalobrama amblycephala (Wuchang bream), 2912 nucleotides. It is a transcript of the gene bbox1, whose product is annotated as butyrobetaine (gamma), 2-oxoglutarate dioxygenase (gamma-butyrobetaine hydroxylase) 1. Gene Ontology annotation, biological process: carnitine biosynthetic process. Gene Ontology annotation, cellular component: mitochondrion. Gene Ontology annotation, molecular function: iron ion binding; gamma-butyrobetaine dioxygenase activity. NCBI's taxonomy places the organism in Eukaryota, Metazoa, Chordata, Actinopteri, Cypriniformes, Xenocyprididae. The coding region runs from base 187 to 1488 and encodes 433 amino acids. The transcript has 8 exons. The record is from RefSeq and is a predicted model, not a curated record.
UCAUGAUGAUUACAGUGUGUGUGUGUGAGCAGCUGCAGCAGCAGCAGCAGCGCUAUAGUGCAUGUGACCCUUCACCCACUUCCAGCACAGCGAGUUCUCACGCUUCUCAGCACUAUAUAAGGCUGAAAUAACCGCGGCUGCAUUAUCCACUUCUUCACGACUAGCAGCAGCUACUCACAGAUCAAGAUGUUGUCCUAUCUUACUCGCUGGGUGUCCAGAGGUGCUUUCCAGGCACUGAAAGGGACAGGCAGUCGUCCUCAACUGGUCAAGACGCCUCAUAUUGGGAAUCAGACACUGGCAGCAGCUCCUCUGCCCUUCACUGGGGGAAGUCCAGGAGUGAGGCAGGCCCGGGCACUGGAUCAGGAGAGACUGCUGCAGAUUGAUUGGGAUGAUGGGAGUUGUAGCUUGUAUCCGUUCACCUGGCUGAGGGAUAACUGCCAGUGUCCUCUCUGCACGCUGCAGUCAGCUCAAGCACGCAAACUGCUCCUGUCAGAUCUGGACGUGCACACCGGAAUGGACCAAGUACAGCUGAUGGACAAUAAGGUAUCCAUAACCUGGCCUGAUCAACACAGUAGUGAUUUUGAUCCUGACUGGCUGAAGAAAAGGUGUUUUUCCUCUGAGGCGAGACAGGCUCUGCAAGAGGAUCUCUUCCUUAAUGAGCGUGAGUAUUGGGAUUCUGGUCUGCAGAUCCCCACAGCAGACUUCGAGGAGGUUCUACAUGAUGACAAGGCUGCACUCGCCUGGCUAGAGGCUCUGCGGCGCAUUGGCAUCGUCUACCUGAGGGGGGCGCCAGCGGAGCAGGGCCAGGUGGCCAGACUGAGCCAGAGAAUUGGCUAUCUCCGUCUCACCUUUUAUGGACACACGUGGCAAGUGCAGGACAAGCCCAUGGCGAACAAUGUUGCGUACACUUCUGGAAGACUGAGCCUGCACACAGAUUACCCUGCUCUGCACCAUCCACCUGGGGUACAGUUCCUGCAUUGCGUCCGUCAGGCUGAACAGGGUGGUGAGAGUGAAGUGGUUGAUGGGUUUCACAUGGCGGAGCAGCUCCGGAGGGAGGAUCCUGAGGCGUUUAACAUCCUCUCCUCUCUCAGGGUCGAUUUCACAGACAGCGGUUCUGACUACUGUGACUUCAGCGUGCAGUCCAAAAACCACAUUAUAGAUGUGGACUCUGAGGGUCGCGUUGUGAGGAUCAACUAUAACAACGCCACACGAGACUCGGUGCUGGAUCUGCCUCUGCAUCAGGUUCAGCUUUUCUACUCGUCUCUAAAGGCUUUUGUGGAGCUGCUCAGCAGGCCUGAGAAUGUGUUCACUUACAGAAUGGAACCAGGUGACUUGGUGACCUUUGAUAACUGGCGUCUACUUCACGGCCGAAAGAGCUACCUGUCACGAGGUCAGAUCUCAAGACAUCUAGAAGGAGCGUAUCUGGACUGGGAUGAGGUCAUGUCCCGUCUCAGGAUCCUCCGGAAGUCUGUCUGUGGAGACAGAUAGACAUGUCUCUUCAUCCUCCUCACUACAGUGACAGUCAUGAUAGGAAGCAAAGUUGAUUUCUGAUCUGUCCUCUGGUGUUGCCAUAUUAACUUUAAAAACAACUCAAGAAAGCUUCGGAUUCUAGGGAUAAUUUCUGUUGGGCAUUUCAGUUUUGGCAAGUAGAUAUUUGUUCUUCUGUAGUUACAGUGGGAUAUUUCACCCAAAAAUGAAAAUGAUCAUGUGUCGGGUCAGUGGUUUUACUCUUCCGCCGCAAAUCGAUGUGUGCGUCAUCUCCCGGAAGCUAGUUAUUAUAGUUAAUAAAGUUAAAGUUUUCUUACAAAAACCCGUCGCUUCGCUUCAGAAGCCCUUUAUUAACCCCCUGGAACCGUUUGAAUUAUUUAUAUGAUGGAUGGAUGCAUUUUUUUUGGCUUCAAAAUGUGCCAUUAUAAAGUGUUUAGGAGCAAGGAUAUUUUUAAAUAUAUCUCUGAUUGUGCUCGUCUGAAAGAUAAUAAUCAUAUACACCAAGAAUGGCUUGAGGGUGAUUAAAUCAUGAGAUAAUUUUUAUUUUUGGGUGAACUAACCCUUUAGUAUAUUCUUUUAUUGUGGCCUUUUACUGAGUGGCUCUUUGAGUCUUCUGCACCUUCUUGCACUUGCAGUAUUUAGAAAGUACAGUCAUUUUUUUUGUUUUUUGUUUUUUUUUUGGCUUGACUUGAGACAAUUUUUCCAGUGGUGAUUUAAACUUAUUUUGAGUCUUAUUAUAUCAAUUACCAAAAGUGACAGUGAAAUUUUACUAAAUAUUUACCUUCUGUGUGGACAAGUAAGGGAGUAAGCCUGAGAUAGCACACUUUGAGGUUUAGUUUGAUUUCACAUAUGGUGUCAACAGAGCUAAAAAAAAAAGUUAAGUUUUAGCCAACCUCUGAUUGUCUUAUAGGGAUUGUUCUAACGGUCAGUACUUUUCCAUUUUCUCUGUAUAAAUAUUGUUCUAACACUAUCAUACCAUCAUGGAUUAUGGUACUGUUUAAAUGCAGUAAUUUUGCACUUAAUUUUAGUGUGGAUUAACGAACCAUUCAAUUUAUAUUUACCUGUAUUGUAAAUAGUAGUUUGGACAAUGAUGGGACAUUGACCUUUGCUGAAAGUAAAAAGUUUUCAUGUGGCACAAAAAUAUUUAUAAAGCUGAUGUCCAAAAUAAAGUAUCACUGUUUUGAUAUAUGGAGACUGGAUAUUUCAUUAAAUUAUGGUCAGUACUUGUAUACUGAUUGUCAUGUGCAGUAGACAUUAAGCUCUUUGAUACUUUGAUAUAUGACAUUUUUAAAGAAAACUGGCCAAUUUGUAUAAAUGCAGUAACAAUGCAAAUAUAGCUCAUGCAGCUAUUUAUACUUGUAAUGUUUUGGCAACUCUGACAGAUUUUUCUUUUCAAGAUGACAAUAAAAGACAUUUGUAAUAUA